UCUCGUCCAAUCAGCUUGCUGAUUUUGUGUUUAACUCUCAUUUUGAAUUUAGCUGGGUGAGACUGAGCUACUUGUAGCAAAGAGAAUGAGGGUUCACAGUUAAAAUGCAUUGAAAUUAAUAAUUUAAAUAUAUAUAUAUGUGUUAGCAAAGCUGUGCGUGAAGGCUGGCGUUAUUGUUUCUGUGUUUGUUUUUCUUCGUUAAAGAAGAUUUAGUAUUAUAUUUGUGUUUACUGUUUUGUCAGUGUUACUCGUUCGUGCCCUCAAGGCCUGCGAUUUGCUGUUUUAUCUCAAUAGAGCGUGAAAAGGUGUAGCUGUUCGUCCGAAAUGGCUGAUAGUAGUACUUUAACACUUGGAACUGGUCGGAGUCUAGACUUAUCUGCUUUUGACUCCAGACUGGCAGAGACAUCCAAAGAGCAUUUAUUUCUUGGUUCCACAGCACAGGAUAUUGAAGAUGGCAUGCCUCUGGUUGAAACCCGGGUUGUAUUGGUUGGGGAAGCUGGAAAUAAUGAUCAACUUCUUAAAGCAUUAGAGGCUGUUACAGUAAUGGAGGUCCCGUUUGUAAGGAUUAAAGGAGGUGAACCUGGCAGCGAGUCAGGCAAUACAUUUAUAAAAACUAUAGUGAAUAUGGAAAUUAAAGUUCCCUGCAUUAAAACAUGCAACGUGAAAGAGUUUGGAGAUGGCGAGAACACAGAAUUUGAAACGAUAUUCAUACUGACUGAUUUUGGGUGUCCAGAGUAUGGAUAUUUGUAUAAAAAGGACAACAGAAUUCUUGGACCACCUGUUGUACUCCACUGUGCAGCGAAAGAAGAGCCCCUUCCAUUCUCUUCCCGGCCACUCUACUGUACAACCAUGCUGAACUUGGUGUUGUGUUUCACAGGAUUCAGAAAGAAAGAAGAAGUGGUAAAACUUGUUAAUCUGGCUCAUCACAUGGGAGGCACCAUCCGCAGGGAUUUCAGUUCCAAAGUCACGCAUCUUAUUGCGAAUUCCACACAUGGAGAAAAGUUCAGGGUUGCUGUAAGCAUGGGCACGCCAAUUCUGAAAACAGAGUGGAUAUAUAAGGCCUGGGAGAAGAGGAAUGAGCUUAAUUUCUGCGCAGCUGCCGAAGAGUUCCGAUUGGAGUACAAAGUACCUCCGUUCCAAGAUUGUGUGCUGAGUUUUCUGGGCUUUUCUGAUGAAGAUAAAGCAAGCAUGGAAGACAUGACAGAAAUGCAGGGUGGCCGAUACUUACCUGUUGGUGAUGUCAGAUGCACCCACAUGGUGGUUGAGGAGAACACAAUAAAAGAACUUCCUUUUGAGCCGUCAAAGAAGUUAUAUGUUGUAAAGCAGGAGUGGUUCUGGGGUAGCAUACAGAUGGAUGCAAGAGCAGGGGAGUCUAUGUAUUUCUAUGAAAAGGCUGGAAGCCCAACUUUGAAGAAGUCUGUUUCUCUGCUCUCCUUGAACACGCCGAACAGCAACCGAAAGAGACGUCGUCUGCAAGACACUCUUGCGCAGCUAACCAGGGAAACAGACAUUUCUCCAUUCCCACCACACAAACGGACAUCUGCUGAGCACUCCUUGUCUAUGGGAUCGCUUCUGGACAUUUCCAAUACACCAGAGUCAGGAAAGGCUACUGGAGAAACUCCCAGGUCAAUUGCUAGGCCUUCAAAAAGUUCAACCCCUGUUCCUCAAAAGCAGUCUGCCAGGUGGCAGGUUGCAAAAGAGCUGUACCAGACUGAAAGCAACUAUGUGGAUAUCUUAACAACAGUGUUACAGUUGUUCAAGGACCCUUUGGAGAAAGAAGGACAACUUGGUGGACCUAUUCUAGCUGUGGAAGAAAUAAAAACGAUUUUUGGCAGUAUCCCAGAUAUAUUUGAUGUGCAUACUAGAAUAAAGGCUGAGCUUGAAGAACUUGUGCUUAACUGGUCCGAGGAUAAGAGUGUUGGUGACAUCAUUUUAAAAUAUUCAAAAGAAUUGGUGAAGGCUUACCCUCCAUUUGUCAACUUCUUUGAAAUGAGUAAGGAAACAAUUGCCAAAUGUGAAAAGCAGAAGCCAAGGUUUCAUGCUUUUUUGAAGAUUAACCAGGCUAAACCGGAGUGUGGGCGUCAAACCUUGGCUGAGUUGCUUAUCCGACCUGUGCAGAGGUUACCCAGUGUCGCACUCCUACUUAAUGAUAUUAGGAAACACACUGCAGAGGACAAUCCUGACAAAGUCACUUUAGAAAAGGCUAUUGAAUCGCUCAAAGAAGUUAUGAUGCAUAUCAAUGAAGACAAAAGAAAAACAGAAGGACAAAAGCAGAUAUUUGAUGUUGUUUAUGAAGUUGAUAAUUGUCCAGCCAAUCUUCUGUCAUCUCAUCGCAGUCUGGUUCAUAGAGUUGAGACAAUCUCACUGGGGGAUAAGCCUUGUGACCGAGGGGAAAAUGUCACUUUGUUUCUCUUCAAUGACUGUCUGGAGAUUGCAAGGAAGCGUCACAAAGUAAUAUCCACUUUUAGGAGCCCCCAUGGGGGCACACGACCUCAGGCCUCUCUUAAACAUAUUACUCUUAUGCCCCUGUCUCAAAUCAGGAAAGUUCUGGACCUCAAGGAAACGGAAGAUUGCCAUAAUGCUUUUGCCCUUGUGGUGCGCCCUCCCACUGAACAGGACAACCUGUUGUUUAGCUUCCAGCUGACAGCAGAGGAUACGUUCAAGGAAGACUGGCUCAGGAUGCUUUGCCGGCAUGUAGCCAACACCAUUUGUAAAGCAGAUGCUGAAAACUUAAUCCAGCGUACCGAUCCUGACUCUCUACAAGUAAACACAAAAGAUAUGGACAGCAGCACACUGAGCCGCGCAUCGAGGGCAAUCAAAAAGACAUCCAAGAAGGUCACAAGAGCUUUCUCCUUCACCAAAACUCCAAAGCGAGUAAUACAGAGAGCAUUCCUGGCAAACAGUACCCCUGAUAGCCCUACUUCAGACACUGGGAAUUACUUGGGUGGUCGCCUGGCAAGCACAUCAUCUUUGGCUAGAGUCCAGUCACCUUCAUUGGUCAGCCUGCCAGCCAUGUUUGAAAGGAAGUAUCUCACUUUCAGUCGAUCAACUACCCACCUGAUAUAAUUAUUGCAGUCGAUGUUAUAGAACCUAUUAUGAUUUAACUGUAACCCCUAAUCAGCCUGACUAAUAUGGUACUGGUCAACUAAUUAUUUUUGUAACAUCAGUUUGAUAAUUAACAAUAAUAUGUUUUUAGGCUGUUUGUUUGACUUGGUUUAAGAGAUUUGAAGGAUUUUUCCUGUCCUGUUUGUCUUUUCCUGCAAUUGGACACUAAACUGACACAUUUAUGUGGAGCAUAACAUGUACACUUGUUAAGGCUUGCAAAAAGAAUAGUAUUUAGUAUCUGAAUUUAUCAAUGGAAUGCACGUCAUGUCAAUCUAAUGCAGCAUGAAGUUAUCAUCUUAGUGAUAACUUCACAAAAGAAAAUAUUAAGUAUACAUUCAGCUUUUAUAAAGCUUUUGAAUUUAUAUAUAUAUAUAUAUAUAUAUAUAUAUAUAUAUAUAUAUAUAUAUAUAUAUAUAUAUAUAUAUAUAUAUAUAUAUAUAUAUAUAUAUAUAAUGUAUAUUCUUUCUAUGUAGUUCACUAUAAAAGCAUGGUUGACAUUAAAAUGUAGUGAUAUGAAAAAAGUGAGGGGACCUGUUCUAAUGUGUGGUUCAAUUGUCUCUGAUUUAUUUUUGUAUUAGGCUGGUUGCAUAUAGAACAUAAAAAGGAAACAGUUGUGCUUUGUAUAUAUUUUUCCCAGACUUUCUGUAUGAGUAAGCUGAUAAUUGAUCUAUUUAUCUGUAAAUUUGCACUGUCCCUUGUGUCAUACUUAUAAUUGUUCUAGAUGAUAAUUAAGUGUUUUGUUUUAUGGCACAGUGCAUAGAUUUUGUGUAGGCUUCAGGCACUUAUGUUUAUUUAGCCACAUUUUUAAAUACUGUAGUGCUUUGUAUGUACAAUUAGGGAGUGUUUACAACAUAGUCUAUGUAUUUUUCUGGCUUUUGUCAGUUUUCAAAGCUAAAAAAAAAAAAAAAAAAAAACUUAAUGGACCAUGAAGGCUAAUCCUUUCAGUCUAUUGUUUGUGCGCAAUCCCUUUUUAUUACAGUUGAAACUGACAUUAACUGAAUGUUUAUUACAAUAAAUGAGUAGAAACUUU
Acipenser ruthenus (sterlet) is the source of this 4135-nucleotide messenger RNA. Its product is annotated as protein ECT2-like. The coding region runs from base 325 to 3066 and encodes 913 amino acids. The transcript is spliced from 25 exons. Gene Ontology annotation, cellular component: cell cortex; nucleus. The record is from RefSeq and is a predicted model, not a curated record. Lineage: Eukaryota; Metazoa; Chordata; Actinopteri; Acipenseriformes; Acipenseridae. Gene Ontology annotation, molecular function: GTPase activator activity; guanyl-nucleotide exchange factor activity. Gene Ontology annotation, biological process: mitotic cytokinesis; activation of GTPase activity; nervous system development.